AUGGCAGGCCCAGUGAACAUCGUCAUGGUCGAUAACUACGUAUCUCCUCAGCAGAUGCUGCCAUCUGGGGAGAUCUGUUACCAGGCAGCGCGGAUGGCCUGGAGCCCUUUACAUCCAUCGGAGGUUCUGGUGGGUCCAUGCUGCCCGCCGUCAGACUAUCCAACCCCGCACCACGGGGGGUAUGCUAUGGGGAUGCCAGUCGAAGCUCCCACCCCGCCCGCGCACCUUGCCUACAAUGAGGCGUCGCUGGUUAUGCCCGCACCCCGCAAGGCUGUGGUUGGAAGAGUCGAGGACGUCCUCGUACCUCCUCGACCGCAAUGGCGGCCGACUCUAGCUGAGCUAGAGGGUUCCGAGGGUUAUACCCUCUACCAAACAACAAUGAAAUCAAGAAUGAGUGCUCGCAGAGAUGCCUCCGCGGACAGCAUCAUCCCCGAGGCUGUCAAUGCGUCUGGCCGAGGGCGCUCCCUGGAGCCUCCUCAACAGGUACAAGAAUUGGAGGACGGUAUUCACCAGGCCGCACACGGCGCUGCCCGCCCUAGCUGCAACGAGUGUGAUGUGCAAUUCCGUCACGCCCACGAGCUGUGGCGGCAUCUGCGCGAAACAAAGGCGCACGGUGGGGCCAGGUUUCGGUGCAAUUCCUGCAAGAAGGCGUACACUCGCAAGGACGCGCUCACAAAUCACAAGAGACGAAAGCACAGUGUGAUAUAG
Molecule: messenger RNA, 708 nt
Organism: Heterobasidion irregulare TC 32-1
Lineage: Eukaryota; Fungi; Basidiomycota; Agaricomycetes; Russulales; Bondarzewiaceae
Exons: 3
Coding region: 1-708 (235 amino acids)
Source: RefSeq, a predicted model, not a curated record